This is a messenger RNA of Ostertagia ostertagi, 1353 nucleotides long. The record is from the annotation of a GenBank genome assembly. NCBI's taxonomy places the organism in Eukaryota, Metazoa, Nematoda, Chromadorea, Rhabditida, Trichostrongylidae.
AUGGUGGAUCACAAAACCCCCACUAGAAUGAUGCCCCGAUUCCGAUUUGGAUCGCAGGUAAUGGAAGCCGAUUUGUCAAGCGUUGAGGUGAUUUUUGCUCAGAAAUUAGCAUGUGGUGAGCCGGUCACUCGACAGCGAGCUUCCCGAACCUUGCAGGAUUGGAUCAAGCAGCAAUCAGCAGUACGACCUUUCAAUGAAGCGGACAUGCUUCGGUUAUGUAAAGGUCUCCAUUAUGUGCUGUGGAUGCAAGACAAAAUGCUGCUGCAGGAAGAGCUGGCAGAUAGGAUUAGUCAGCUCCAACUUGUGUUCACUAGAGAGGAAGAACGUGUACUUUUCGUUGAAUCUAUAUUCAGAAGUUUGGCUAAGGAAUGGAAUCACAUAGAUCGGUGGCGUAUGGACAAGUUUCUGAUGAUGAUGCGCCGAGUUCUCCGAGUGUUGUUUACUCACCUGAGCUCUCUCCAGUGGAAGAAAUCUUUUCGCGAACCGUAUUGGGCAGCUUUUAGUCGGACUACAAUCUCAACUGAAUCUUUCCCCGAUGGGUUGAAGUUCCACUUCGCUGCCAUUAUUCUUGACGAGAUGGACAACGCAGGUGGUAUCACUAAGAAACAAAUAACGGCCUGCCUCAAACCUUUCGCAGAUCUUCUAGGCAUCCGUGGCAUCAGCGAUUAUCUCUUUGACUCAAUAUCUGAGGAAGUAUUUGCUACGAUACUGCAUCAGAAAUCGGAAGAGAUUGCUUCAAAAAUGGAGACUGAUGGGGAUGUAGACGAGGAGUCUGCAGGGAUUCAGUUUGAUUACGCUGCCUUGGGUAAAAUGUUAUUCGACAUAGGUAAGAAGCCGGAAACUAUUUCUAGACGACGUAGAAAGCUGUAUGACCUAGUCAAAAGAUUUGACCAGGCAGCGAAGGGGUGUGAUCCUUACCAUUUUGAGCCUCCGGUACCGGAAAUUGAAUUAACUUCAAAAGACAUUGACGAGGCUGCGCUCAAACUGAAGAAACUGCAGGAAGAAGUUGUGUUGGAACGGCAACGGAUGAAAAUGGAGAAGAGAAAAGCUCGCUUGAAUGAGCGGUGUAACACCAAAAAACCUCGACUGGAUGGCGAAGGAGAACAUGAUGAAGAGGAGUCUUCUGCGCCAACAGUCACAAAGCCUAAGAAAAUUUUGAAGAAAUCGAAAAUUCAGAGGAGUGGUUCAAAAGCUAAAAACAGAACAAAGUUCGGUUCAAGAAGCAAACUUCACGAAAUGAAUGGUAUAAAAACGAAAGAAGAUCUUGAAUUAGAGUUCUCAAGCUCCGGUGAGAAGGAAAGAGCUAAAGAAGUUCUGGUUGCUCGAUUACGAAAGGACGGCUGGGUUACUGAG